AUGUCCGAGCCCAUCCCCGAAGCAAUCCCGACCUCCUCACACCCACGCCCCGCCAAACGCCGCGCCCUCUCCCCCCGCGCCACCCACGCCUCCCACGUAGCCUCGCUCCUCGCCAACCCGACCACAACAAUCCACCUGCCGCCCACCAGCACGUCGGCCGCCUCCUCCGCGCCCCCCGAAAUCGUCGCCAACGUGCAGGGCUCCAGUGCCGGCGCGGGCUCAGGCGAGUUCCACGUCUACAAGGCCUCGCGGCGGCGCGAGUACGAGCGCCUGCGCGCCAUGGACGACGAGGUGCGCGGCGAGGCGGCCGAGAAGGCGUUUUUGGAGCGCAGGGGGGAGGUCGAGCGUGCGGAUCGCGAGAAGACGGAGAGGAAUCGGGCGAAGCGGGCGAAGGCGCUGGCAAGGAAGGCGAAGGCGAAGAAGGGGGGCGUGGUGAAGGUGGAUGAGGCCGGGAAGCGGAAGUUGGUGGCUAAUGCGAAUGCUGUUAAGACGGGGGAUGGGGCGGAGGAGGGGGAGGGCGAGGGGGCGGAGGCUGUGGGGGGUGUGGGGAAUGUGGAGGAGAUUGGGCUGGUUAUUGAGGACGAUGAUUGA
Boeremia exigua is the source of this 591-nucleotide messenger RNA. RefSeq lists its product as uncharacterized. The transcript has a single exon. Gene Ontology annotation, cellular component: nucleolus. Bases 1 to 591 code for a protein of 196 amino acids. Gene Ontology annotation, biological process: negative regulation of protein kinase activity. Gene Ontology annotation, molecular function: protein kinase inhibitor activity; double-stranded RNA binding; protein kinase binding. The record is from RefSeq and is a predicted model, not a curated record. Lineage: Eukaryota; Fungi; Ascomycota; Dothideomycetes; Pleosporales; Didymellaceae.